Messenger RNA from Mesorhabditis belari, 885 nucleotides. Lineage: Eukaryota; Metazoa; Nematoda; Chromadorea; Rhabditida; Rhabditidae. The record is from the annotation of a GenBank genome assembly.
AUGGCUUCUCCAUUGGUGGACACCACCGCCGCCACGGCACUCGAGCUGAAUCGACUCGCGCAAGCCAAAUGGAAAUUGGAUGAUUAUGCGGCUCGGAAGAGGGAACUCAUGGCAGAAGUCGCUGAUUUUAGAGCCACUGAGAACUUUGUGCGCGAACUCCAGAGCACGAUCGAGGAGUUGAAUCGAGAAAAAGAGGAGCACUCGGAGAUCAUUCAAAUGAUCAAUCAAGAUAAAGUCGAGCUCGAGAAAGAGAUGGAUUCGAUGAGAUCCGAGCAAAGAGAAAUCGAGAAUCGACUGGCGACAAAAUAUGAUAAUUUGAUGAGAAUCAUGGAGCAAUCGAACGAGCGAAUCCGUGACAGUGGGCUGGGCGAGGGAACUGAGUUGAGUCCCGGGGAUUUGCCCGCAAAUAUUCCAAGAGAGAUCACUUCCCGUCCACCUCCAUCUCCACUUCGAGUCAUCAAUCCGAUCCUCGCUCAACACAUGAUUAAUUUUGAUCAAAUGUUGCUCGGUCGUAGCGCUUUCGGGGCUCGUCCCACUCCACUUCCAUUGCCUCCACAUUUGGCAAAGAGUGAACAUCAGAGUCCACCGAUGAAGACUUGCCAAUCGUGCUUCCAACAAAUCCACCGAAAUGCUCCGAUUUGCCCGAUGUGCAAGAGCAAAAAUGAGCGCACAAAUGAGAGAUGGAUUCUCAAAUUCCACCUUGAAAACGUCACCGUCACGAGACGCAAAUAUCCCGAGAGAAUUUGUAAUGGCACGCAGGGCAUGAGCAUUGAGUUGGGAUGUGUGUGUACGUUGUGUAGAAAACCAAAACUACCAAAGGCUCUAAAUCGAAACCAAAAGACUUUAGCAUUGAGAAAUCGACGACGCUCAGAACGCAAACGGGAG